CCAGUGUUUACUGGAGCGGGUGAUGUCUGUACUAUUAAGUGUCCGUCUGCUGCCCCUGCUCUGGGGCUGCUCCUGUCUCUGCCUAUCCAGCCUGGCAUCAGGAGCUCUGCUCAUCUCCAGGGACAAUGAACCUUCUCAGGAGGAAACGGGAGCUGCCAGAUUGCUUCAGAAACGAAGUGCACAUGGGACCAUGGUGGAGGUACACAGUGUGAUGGUGGACUGCACUGUGACGUCUCGCUUUGCCCACACCGUCAUAACCUCACUGGCUUUAAACAAAGCAAACCUUUCGCAGGAAAUCUCUUUCGAGGUGGAGUUACCAAAGUCUGCCUUCAUCACCAACUUCAGCAUGGAGAUUGAAGGUCAGGUAUAUGUUGGAGAGGUGAAGGAAAAGGAGAAGGCCAAGAAACAGUACGAAAAGGCUGUUUCCUCUGGCCAGACAGCUGGACUUGUCAAAGCUUCUGGGAGAAAGAUGGAGAAGUUUUCGGUGUCUGUCAACAUUGCAGCCGAGAGUAACGUGACAUUUGUCUUGACCUAUGAGGAGCUCCUGCAGAGGAAAAUGGGCCAGUACGAGAUUUUAACCCGAGUUAAGCCCAAAACCCUGGUCAAGCAGUUUCAGAUUGCCACAAAUAUUUAUGAGCCCAAGGGCCUUUCUCAAGUUGACGUCAGCACAACGUUCCUCUCCAAUGAGCUGCUCCCUCUGGUGGAGAAAACCGUCACAGACAAAAAGGCGCACAUCUUGUUCUCACCUUCCAUGGAGCAACAGAGGAAGUGUCCGGACUGUGAUGGAACGCUCAUUGAUGGGGAUUUUGUUAUCAAGUAUGAUGUGAACCGGGAGACGGGCCUCGGAGACAUUCAGAUUGUGAAUGGAUAUUUUGUGCACUUCUUUGCUCCGCCUGACCUACCCGUAGUCCCCAAGAAUGUGGUGUUUGUGAUAGACAAAAGUGGAUCAAUGGCCGGCAGAAAGAUCGCUCAGACACGAGAGGCGAUGGUGGCCAUCCUGGAAGACCUCGACGAAGAGGACCACUUUGCACUCAUCCAAUUUGCUACUGAAGUCUCACUUUGGAGCGAGACCCUCACCAAAGCAACCAAGGAAAAUGUGGCAAAAGCCAUUGACUACAUCAAAAGUCUCAAACACGGUGGAGGUACUGAUAUCAACAGUGCAAUGAUGAGCGCUGUGAGCUUGCUGAGCCAGGACAGACAGGCCAAUAGGCUGCCGGAGACGAGCAUUGAUAUGAUUAUCUUACUGACUGAUGGAAUGCCAAAUGCUGGAGUGUCUGAUAUACCAAUGAUUCAAGAGAAUGUCCGUGCUAGUAUUGGGGGAAAUAUGUCCCUCUUCUGUCUUGGAUUUGGACAUGAUGUGGACUACUCAUUCCUGGAUGUGAUGAGCACGCAAAACAAUGGCCUGGCCCGCAGAAUCUACCAGGGCUCAGACGCAGCGCUUCAGCUCCAGGGUUUCUAUGAGGAGGUGUCCAGCCCCUUGCUUUUAGAAGUGGACAUGCAAUAUCCCAAAAAUACAGUGGACUUUGUCACAACCAGUCACUUUAGUCAGCUGUUUAAUGGCUCGGAGAUCGUGGUGGCCGGUCAGCUGAUGGACAACGACCUGGACACCUUCCUUGUGGAGGUGCUGGGCCAGGGGUAUGAUGAUGUCUUCAGGGCGUCGGGCCAGGCAGAUGUCCUGGACUGGAGCAUGAUGUACCCAGAUGAGCAGUACAUCUUUGGAGAUUUCACUGAGCGUAUGUGGGCCUACCUCACCAUCCAGCAGUUACUGGACAAGAGUAAGAGUGGAGAACCAGACGAGAGAACCAACGCCACAGCUGAGGCCCUGGAAAUGUCCCUGCGGUACAACUUUGUCACCCCGCUCACCUCGAUGGUUGUGAUCAAGCCUGAAACAGAGGACGGACCAGACAGGCCUCUCAUCGCCAACAAGCUGACUGAAGACCAAAGACAACAAGCAGAAAAAAUGGGGUAUCAAUAUAUGAGCCCUGCGCUACCCGCUUCAUAUGUACCUACGUAUUUUGUGGAUGGAGACCCUCAUUUCAUGAUAGAGCUCCCUGAUAACGAUGAUGCCUUGUGCUUCAACAUCAACAACAUACCGGGAACCAUCUUCAAUCUGGUUAGAGACCCAAAAUCAGGUAUUUUAGUCAAUGGUCAAAUCAUUGGAGACAAGAAGAUUCUUCCUAAUGGAGUAAUCAACACCUACUUUGGGCGUUUCGGCAUCAUCCACCAGAUUUUGGGGUUCAGGAUGGAGGUGAGCACUCAGGAAAUUUCAGUGUUCCAGGACGACAAACAGGUCAAACUGUUAUGGACCGACACGGCCUCUCUCAAGGGACCCAAAGUAGAUCUUCUGGUCACUAAGGAUCGCAGCCUCACAGUAACACUGAAGGACUCAGUUAAGUUUGUGAUCCUGCUACACAAAGUCUGGGCGAAGCACCCGUACCACCAGGACUACCUGGGUUUCUAUACGCUGGACAGCCACCUCUUGUCACCGUCUGUUCACGGAUUGCUGGGUCAGUUCUAUCAUGGUAUUGCAUAUGAGGUGACAGACUUGCGUCCAGGCGAGACACCAGAGAAACCUGAUGCCACCAUGCAUGUGAAAGGACAUGACCUCAACGUAACCAGAGGCUGGCAACGAGACUUCAGGACCAACGUGAAGGAAGGAGAACAUGUUCCCUGCUGGUUCAUUCACAACAAUGGAACAGGCCUCAUUGAUGGAGACGUAUCAGACUAUGUUGUGUCAGGCCUUUUUAAGACUGUUUAAAAGCAUCUGAAAGCACUGAAAUCAUCAGUUAAAAAAGAUAAGUGAAUUAAAGCUGCAAGCAGCGUCGGCCGGGCCCUCGCACCUAUGCCCCCCCUGCUAACUUCAGUGAAUGCUUUUUUCAUUCAAUAAAAAAAAAGUUCAAUAAAACCAGUAACUUUGAUCAAUUAUAUUCCAUUUUUGUAAUAGUUUUAAACAUUUUGUGUGUCCCUGAAACUGCUGUCUACCAUGUUGUUAUGGGGUAAUUGACCAUUAAACAGAUCAACACCAA
Molecule: messenger RNA, 3026 nt
Organism: Cololabis saira (Pacific saury)
Lineage: Eukaryota; Metazoa; Chordata; Actinopteri; Beloniformes; Belonidae
Gene: itih3a.1
Product: inter-alpha-trypsin inhibitor heavy chain 3a, tandem duplicate 1
Exons: 22
Coding region: 23-2758 (911 amino acids)
Biological process (GO): hyaluronan metabolic process
Molecular function (GO): serine-type endopeptidase inhibitor activity
Source: RefSeq, a predicted model, not a curated record